This is a messenger RNA of Auxenochlorella protothecoides, 981 nucleotides long. RefSeq lists its product as hypothetical. Bases 1 to 981 code for a protein of 326 amino acids. The record is from RefSeq and is a predicted model, not a curated record. Lineage: Eukaryota; Viridiplantae; Chlorophyta; Trebouxiophyceae; Chlorellales; Chlorellaceae. The transcript has 4 exons.
AUGGAGGCAUUGCCGGCGAGCUCCUGGGGUGUGACGCUUUGCUUCAAGGACCCCCAGCUCGAGGCCGAUUUCUGCCACGACCAUGCCCGCCAACACCGCAGGGAAGAUGCCAUGGGAUCCUUCCUCGUUGCAAUACUCCUCUAUGUAAUGAUAGUCCUGACGAAGACUGCCAUGACGGACCAGGAAUGGUCCAUGCCCAUGGAUGAGCUUCGACCCAUGGGCAUCUUCGCCACAGUCGAGGCCCUUCCCGGGCUGCUGGCUGUCCUGCUCCCCAGCCAGACCUACCUGCGCCAUCGUACCAGGAUCCACCAGGCAAGUCUCCUGGCCACGGCCGCCUUCCUGCCCUUCCACGGCUAUCGCCGCUCUCCAGACUUCAUCUCCGGGGAGGAGGACCCUGUCCGGGCGGCCAGGCGCGCCGCUUCACGCUUGGCGGGCAACUCCCGCUUUGUGUUCAUGGUGUUCGAGCUCCUUGGGCGCCAGCUCCUCCUGCGCCACCGCCUCCCUUUCCUGCUGCCCUGGGUCCUGGUGGUGCUCCAAUGCAACAUGGACGUUUGCAGGGCGCGGCCCUUCACAGCCGCCAGUGGCGUGGCAAUCCACGAAGCGCACGCUGUCAUUGUCCGCGUGGCAAACACCGGGCUGGGAGAGUGGCCCCUCGGGCCAGCGAGGUCGCCGACUCAGGCGUGCGCAGUGGUGACAAACUGGUGGUACCUGGUCAUGGGGCUGGUCUUCCCCAACAUCGUCCUCUACACCAUGGAAGUGCGCGAUCGCUCAAGAUAUCUGGUGGAGCGCGGCCUGCCCCCGCCCAGGCUCAAGCUGAGCAAGGGUUUGGCGGACAACUUCCUGCUCUUGCCCUCCGUCCUAGGCGGGAUGUGGCUGCUGGCAAAUGCGCUCGCCGCCGUGCCGCCAAACCGGCUGAGCGCCCUCCCUGCACGCUGGAACGCCUAUCUCAUGCAAACCAGGGCCCCGGAGACCACAUGGUGA